GGCCUGGGCAAAAAUCCGAAAUCCAAAAACCAAACCCGAACCCGAACCGAAAAACCCAAACCCGAUCCGAACCCGUUACUGACAAAUAUCCGAUAGGGGGCUAGUGUCUUGGUAGUUCGGGUUCGGUUUCGGUUAUAUCCGAAAACCCGAACAUACCCGAAUGUAUAUAUACACAUAUAUUAUAUGUACAUAAGAUACAUUACCUACUGUACUAGACUAUAAGUUAUACAAACGGUUGAGAGACUUGGGCGGUUGCAGUAAUCACUUUUUCACUAAAUCUUCAAAGUUUUUCUUCUUCUCCUUCUGAGAUCUCAAGUAAUCCCUUUUAUUUGCAGCACAAUUUGCGUUUUUUUGUUCUUCUUCUAAUUAUUAGGUUCGAGGCUAACUUGAAGUUGAAUCUCUCUUUUAUUUGUUUCAUGGAUUUGUGUUUUUUUUUUUUUGUUGAAUGUAGGAUUUUAUGAAUUAUGUAUUAUGAAUUUUAGGACAUAGUUUGGUUUUUUCUUUUUAAUGAUAAUGGUUACUUUGAAUGCAUAAUAACCGAACCGAACCCGAAGUAAUCCGAACCAAACACGAUCCGAACAUAUAAAAUAUCUGAAUGGAGGCUCGAGGUGUACACCCGAAAAACCGAAAAACCGAACAAACCGAACCGAACCCGAAUGGACAUCCAAACGCCCAUGCCUAUUGUGGACCCCUGCUCUGUCGGGUAUCCGAUAGCUAACACGUGGACCCUUGCCCUAUCGUCAAGCGUUGGGAUACCUGGAUUAUCACAAAAAAGUAUAUAUAGUACCAUGAAUACACCAAGUUAACAAAACAAAACAACUUCAAAUAAAAAGAAAAAUGAAAAGCCUUUUAGUGUUUCUAUUUGUUUUUAGCAUUUACAUGCUUGGCUACGUAUCAGGUAGAGCCGAAGUCAGAAUCACGAAUGAACUUAAAUUCCAGAAACGCUUAUGGAUGAAGUGUUAUUCCAAAGAUAACGUAAUUGGCCCGACUAUCAUACCAAUUGGACAAUAUUCUAAAAUUCGUUUUCUGGCUAACCUUUGGGGUACGUCUCGUUACAUGUGUACAUUGAAACAAGGACCUAACUAUAAACACUAUCAGAAUUUUACAGCAUUUAAGCAAUUAUAUUGGUCUGAUUAUGGAGGCACAUGGUAUUGGGGAGCCAGAGAAGAUGGUAUCUAUUUAAAGAGAGAAGGUGGCGAGAAACCGAUCGAUUUAUAUAAAGCAUAUGAUUGGAUAAAUUAAAAUUGGAUAACGAUAGCUUUAACAUGUAUUUGAUUAAAAAGACAAAAUGAUAUAUAUCAUAGUUGAAUAUUUACAACUUAAACUAGAUUACACAUUGUUUUCCCCCUUAAA
This is a messenger RNA of Capsella rubella, 1353 nucleotides long. RefSeq names its product S-protein homolog 31. The record is from RefSeq and is a predicted model, not a curated record. The transcript has a single exon. Bases 838 to 1242 code for a protein of 134 amino acids. NCBI's taxonomy places the organism in Eukaryota, Viridiplantae, Streptophyta, Magnoliopsida, Brassicales, Brassicaceae.